This is a messenger RNA of Equus caballus (horse), 4794 nucleotides long. RefSeq names its product transmembrane protein 89 (gene TMEM89). Lineage: Eukaryota; Metazoa; Chordata; Mammalia; Perissodactyla; Equidae. The record is from RefSeq and is a predicted model, not a curated record.
AGGGUCAGGAGGGACAGUAUAGAACAGGAGGGCGAGCUGUGGGGCCAGGCCCAGAAUUGGGGCAUACGGGUUGAAGUUUCUCCCCGGCCACACAUAGUCCUCGGCACCUGUGUCCUCAGCUGUAAAACAGUUGGAAUCAGAGCUGCUUCUCAGGAAUCAUCUGUUCUCAGGGGCACUUGAUAACAAGCAAGGCACUGGGUGCCACCAGGUAGCCCUGGAGGGUGUAAUGUGAACACCCGAGUAACCAGUUGAGGAGGGGCAGGUGUUCACAGGUGCUGCUGGUCUGCAUUUAGAAAUAAGAGUGUGCAUGAUUGAUUUACUUGGGAAAAUGCCUGUUCGUAUAAUUAGAUCACUGGGCUUUGUAGGUCACUGUGGGCCAAGAAGCAUGUGUUGAUUUCUACCAUAAAAUGCCAACAUCUGGGCCUGUGGCCCAGUGGGCAGCAGUGGGCCUUCGAGCCAGCUGAUACUCUGAGUGCUUGGGGUGAGGGUGGGGGCACUAGAAUCUUCCUGGGCCUCAAGGUCUCAUCAGCAGAGCAUGAAUGGUAAUAGGAUCCACCUCGUGGGUUGUUCCGUGCCAUGAGUAAAUGCCAUGAAAUGCUUGCAUCAGUGCUGGGCCCGUGUCACUUGCUCAAAACGGGUGAGCUUUGCCGUCUACCAGCUGACCAGGUGCUAGGCUCUGCUGGGUGAGUGGACAGAGGCUGCCCUACCCUCCAAGUCACUGAGGCACCCCUUGCUCAGCUGUCUUUAUUGUGGCCCUGCACUGUGUUUACAAAUCUUUGUCCACCCUCUACCCCCAGAACCUCAGCCCAGGAAGUCAUGGCUCUUUGUCUAUUCUGUCAUGCCGUGUCCUGGCACCAGGAGGUGCCUGGCACGUGGCGGUGCUUGGUAAAUAUUGGUUGAGUGAAGCGUAUGUGCUGGAAUGGAAGGCCGACCUCGAACAAGAGAUUGCAGAUACUUAGAAAUGCUUCGAAGAAAAUAAAACAGAGUCACAUGGGAGAGAAAGGACUGUGUCGCCCCAGAUGGUCCUGGGAGGGAGGCUCAGGGAGCAGGUGAUACUUCUACUGAAGCUCCAGCCAUGAGAAGUGUCUCUAUGAGUGGAGGACAGCGCUCCUGGUGUGGGGAACAGCAGGUGUGUGCAGCAACACUAGCGAGGCCUGCAUGAGGCAGGAGGGGAGACCAAAGCAUGCUGAGCCUUUGGACUUUAUUCGGAGCGUGAGGGGCCCCCCGUUUUUGAGCACUCACUGCGGUGAUGUGGACUGUCGGGUAGGCUGGGCGUAGGGGACCAGCGAGCAGCUCUGAGCUGGAGAGCAGUGUUAGAGGCUGUGGGAUGUUAGAAUUGUAGGGAGUGGAUGUUAGGUGAGGAGGAGGGAGGGGGUAAAGGAGGCACUCCUUUAGUCCUGGGCCCCAAGCCUGCCAUCCUCCUCAGCCCUGGAACCCCAUGCCCCAUGUUUUCUGCUCAGGCUUCCCCCAUGAAAGGCCAUGGGGCCAGCUGGAACCUCCUGCCUCUAGUCUGGCCUGCCUGUGGGGGAGGGGCGUUUGUCUGUUGCCAGGUGCCCAGGUUCCGCUGGCACUUGCCACAGCCAUGCUGCUCGCACGGUCCUUCCUGCUAGUGCUACUCCUGCUGGCCAUGCCUGCCCCAACCCACACCUGGUCACGGCCCCUGUGGUACCAGGUGGGGCUGGACUUACAGCCCUGGGGAUGCCAACCAGACAGCAUGGAGAGUUGCAGAGAAAGCCUGGGCUGUCCUGGCCAUUUGAUGGGCCUGGGGGAGAACUACGUCUACCCUGUGGCUGGGGUCACAGCCACCACUACCAUGAUGCUGAUGAUUGCCCAUGUGGUGCAGCGGCGAUGGCGUUUACGGGCCACUAAGUUUGAGCAUCCACAGGUGACCACUGACCCCCCUGGACUCUGGAAACAGCGGACCCCGAUCUCAGACCGCACCCUACUCCUCGGUGUCCUGCACGUGCUGGAUGCCCUCCUGGUUCACAUCGAGGGCCACCUGCAGUCUCUAGCCACCCAGCAGCGAACCCAAAUAAAGGGGACUCCCACCCAGAGUGGGUGACCUAACAUAUGCCUCUCUUUGCCUCAUAGCCAGUCAGGGUAGGGGUGGCCUGAGGCUCUGGGCCAGGCUUGGGACUGUGUGUGUCUUUUCUCUCCAGGCCUGCCUGGACCCUGUUUCCCCUUUCUGUUUUUACAGCCAGCAGACUUGUUGAGGCCUCAGUGCCCCAGAUGGAUGGGCAGGUUUUGCCCAGGCUGGCUCACACUGCUCCAUUGCCUCCACCAACUGACUCCUCACUAAGUAUCCCACCCACAAAUACAAUUGCUCCUCAGGAGUCUCCACUGUGGUGGGAGAAGACUUGACUAUCAGGGCAGACUUAGAUGAUCUGGGGAGGGCUGCCCAGGGGUGAUAACUUGGCUGAACCACUAGUGCUUCUGGUUGGGGCUGCAGCCUGAGCUGGGAGUAGGGGCUGGAGGGGGAGCCCUGGCUGCCUUCAUCUUUGUGGCAGUCUCGAACACUCCCUGGCACCUGAGUGGCCCUUGUUCUCAGGCCCUGGAAGUAAAGUGAGGGCUGAACCUCCCCAAAGGGGAGGCCCUUACCCACCUCCUCCCUUCGUUCUACCAUAGGCAAGUCAGUUUGAGUGGGUACUGAGGCCUCUGCAUUUUUAAGGUCUCUGCUUUUGAAAAAGAAUAUAAUGUUAUGAAUUCAAAAACAGAAAUAGAAGUAAAUUAAAAUAAUGAGAAAAGAAAUCAUGACAAAUCACAAAUGCUAAAAAGCUGACGAUACAAUGCAAAAUCCAGAACAAUAACAUUUGUGGUGACUUCCUGACACAUUUCUGUAAUAUGUUUUCCCCUGUAUUUUCAGGCUGCUCACUCUGAUCACCUUUGCAUAGGACAAGGAUUUUGUAAUUUGGGGGGAAAUAUUUUCCAUACAGAGAAUAGGAAGGCAAUUCAGUCUCCCUUCUUACAUGGUUGAUUGAAAUUUGUGUUUUAAUUAGUGAUAGUUUAGAAAAUUUAUUUCUCUCGUAACCUGUUAUUGAUGGUGUCACAUAAGUGGUCUGGAUUGUUUUCAAAUUUAGGAAACUCAUCAACUUUCUUUCAUAUAGUACGCAUAUGAUUUGGAAGAAUUUUCCACAGCUAAGCUUCUGGCUCCACACAUUUCAAAUCUUGUUUUCUCUCCAUGGCCCACAAUUUUUCCAGCACUGGGCAAGAGGACCUUGCACUUCUAUCCUGACCGGAGGUUUCUGGAAGCCAUUCCUACACCAGGACAGAAACGAUAAGCUAACCAUACAGAGGAGUGGAGCAAGCCACAUAAAUAAGGCCCUCUACACCCAAACCAAGUGUGUCCCUGGGGUACACUUGGAGAUAUGCUGCCUGGGUUCCCCUUCAAGGAAGGCCUGCUGCUGCCAGCCACCAAGAAGGCAGCCAGCAGAUGGGUCUACCUCAGCAGUAAAGAGCCCCGUCACAGCUAGUUUUCUCCCUCAGCCCAACCCUUUCCCUCCCUACCUCAGAUGCUGAGCUUAAAAGAUUCCCUGGUAAAGAUCCUGAUCUCCGUCUUGGAUUCUGCUUCCCAGAGAAACCAACCUGGGACAGUCCCCAACCUACCUUCCUCUUGGCUGGACCUCAAAAAUGUCACAGCUUCUCUGAUGUCCCCUGCCUGAGGGGAGGUGGGAUGGAGGGGAGUCUGAGUGGGAAAGGACAGAGGUACUCACUGAAUACAGUUAGAGUAUCUUAGUUUUGCAAGUUUUCCAAAAAUACUUGAUCCUAUGAAUACACUUCUGGGGCUCCUCCCAAGGCCUAGAAAUGAAGGGUGUUGAAGUUUGAGCUUCAUCAGCCCCUUGUUAGGCCUACUUCUACAAUCUACAAGUUUCAGUGAACACCUACUGUUUGCUAACCUAUUGUUGAUGCCAGGAUCAGCUGAUGUACAGAACAGAACUGGCUCCUCCCUCACCCACUCACAAAUAGGAGAGGGUGGUGGUGGUGAAAUAGACUCAAAAAGGCCAUUGCUCUGCAGAGAGGUGGGCUGACUCAGUCCGGGUGGGGCAGGGGUGGGCUGACUGCUGGGACCUGAAGGAUGAGUGGGGUGACUACAGAAGGGGGAGAGUGCUCCAGUCAGAAGGACAAGGGUGCGUACAUGGGUCUGGUGGGGGGACAGACCUUUACCUGUUCUAGGAACUAUAAUGUGGUCAGGAUUCCAGGGGAAAGAAGGCACUCUGGAGAGCAAGAGGGAGCAGGCUGGUAGGGGCAGGAGUUGGUGCCUCCUAGGGAGGGUGUGGUGGGGAGAAUAAUGGCCUCUCAAGAUGUCCGUGGAAUCUGUGAAUAUGGUACAGUACAUGGCAAAAAUAACUUUGCAGAUAGGAUUAAGGUUAAAGAAUUUAAGAUUAUUAUGGAUUAUUUUGGUGGGCCCAAUGUAAUCGCAUGAACUCUUAAAAGUGGAUGAGGAGGGCAGAAGAGUUGGUCAGAUUCAAAGUGUGAAAGUCACUUGAUUCUCUGCUGCUGGCUUUGAAGAUGGUGGAAGGGAUCUUCCACCAUCCAAGGAUCCAAGGCAUUUUGUUUGCCUCUAGAAGCUAGGAAUGACCCUCAGGUGAUAGCCAGUGAGAAAACAGGAAACUCACUCCUGCGGCCACUAGGAUCUACAUUCUGUCAACAGCUGGAAUGACCAAGGACAUAAAUUCUCCCUGAGAGCCUCCAGAAAGGAAUACAGCCCUACUGAUGUCUUGAUUUUAGCUCAGUGAGAUCUAUGUUGAACCUCGGGCCCAAAGAACUGUGAGAGAAUAAAUUUAUGUUGUUCUAAAA